UGUAUCUUUACAUGGGAUUACCAUUUGGAAACCCUGCUUCAAGAAUACCAAGGUCAAAGGUUAACAUUAGGUGGUGAUGCAAGAUGUGAUUCCCCUGGUUAUUCAGCAAAAUAUGGAUCCUACACUUUGAUGGAUUUGGAGACGGGGAAAAUUUUGGAUUUUCAGUUAGUUCAGAGUAAUGAAGUCAAAAGCUCUGUACACAUGCAGUUGGAAGGUCUGAAGAGGGGAAUUCAGCAACUUGUAGAUGCAGGCCUCCAGAUUGACAACAUCAUUACUGACAGGCACGGUAUGGUCAGAAAAUUCAUGCGCACAGAACAUCCAGACAAACACCAUUACUUUGAUGUUUGGCAUGUAGCUAAAGGUAUUUCAAAGAAGUUGGAGGCUGCUUCUAAGAAAAGGGACUGUGCAGACAUCCGCCCCUGGAUUAAAAGCUCGGUCAACCAUUGCUAUUGGGUUGCAGCUUCUUGUGGUGAAGAUGGGUACUUGAAGGAGCAGAAGUGGUCUUCGCUUACGGAACAUGUCACCAACAAGCAUGAACACUGUGAGCACGGAGUGUUGGAGGAGGACAGGUUAUGGAUCAAAGAAGGUUCUAGAGCUCAUAAGCUGUUCCGGGAUGUUGUCGAUAGUAACUAUCUGAUGCGAGAUAUACCAAAGCUGUCCCCACUACAUCAGACCUAUGGAUUGGAAGUUUACCACAGUGUGGUAAAUAGUUUUGCUCCCAAGAACACCCACUUCUUUUAUCCAGCUAUGAUGGCUAGGUUGUGUGUAGCAGCACUUCACUUUAAUGAAAAUGGAAGUCACCAUACAGCCAUGACCAGAGCUGGGGCUGCUAAGUGGCAGAUUUGUUAUCCAAAGGACAAAAGAGGUGACCAUCCUGUUGCAAAACCCAUUAAGACACCCAUCACUUAUGAAUACAUCGACAUCUUGCGCAUCAAUCUUGUUGAACGGAGGAGGCAGUUCCCUUCAUACCAGACCGCAGGCCAGGAUGCAGAUAGACUCCUGGGGUACCAACCACCAUCGUUGACCUCAAAAUGGGAGCCGUAUAACAAAGACCAACUCGUUGCAACACGACGGAGCAGGUUUGCACGACAGUGA
Molecule: messenger RNA, 1095 nt
Organism: Magallana angulata
Lineage: Eukaryota; Metazoa; Mollusca; Bivalvia; Ostreida; Ostreidae
Exons: 6
Coding region: 130-1095 (321 amino acids)
Source: RefSeq, a predicted model, not a curated record